CCUCGUUGAUAAAUCCUCACCUCGCCUCACUUUACACCCCCCUCCCUCCGCUCUCCCCCUCUCCCCCUCUCCCCCUCACCAUUUCCCCCGAUCCACACCGUUGCGCCCCAUUCCCCCUCCCCCGACUCCCGGAUCCCCUCGAUCCUUCUCGAGGUUGGACAGUAGCUGGCGAGUCAUUUCUGCUUGGAUGAUGAUAUUUUGCAUCUGCUGUUAACUUGUUAGCUAGUUCUUUCAAUUUCAGCGGAAUGUCAGGGCUGCUCAAUUCAAACCUUAAUGGUUCCAGUUCGAAUCUUCCUGAUUCGACAGGAAGGCCUUUUGCAACUUCUUUUUCUGCUCAUUCUGCGUCGGUUCCUGGUUUUCAUUCCGGUGCUAUGCAAGGGCUGCACAACAUUCAUGGAACCUUCAAUCUACCAAAUAUGCCAAGCUCACUAACACAACGGCAUGCAGCAAUGAGUGGCAUCCCUUCCACCGGUGUUCAGCAACCCGGUGGAAGCAUAUCAAGCGGUCGAUUUGCUUCAAAUAAUCACCCAGUUUCUAUAUCGCAGAUCCCGCAUGGACAUUCUGGUGUCACUAGUAGAGGAGGUAUGGGUGUUGUUGGAAAUCCUGCAUUUAGUAGUGGCAUGAAUUCGAUUGGUGGCUCAAUACCAGGUAUAUCCUCAAGCUCGGGUACGGGUGGUAAUCGCAAUUCAGUUCCCGGGAUGGGAGUAUCUCCAAUGUUGGGAAAUCUUGGCCAACGGAUUACAAGCUCAGUAGGGAAUAUGGGCAAUAUGAUUGGAGGAGCUAAUAUUGGAAGGAAUGUGAGUGGAGGAUUAUCUGUACCCAAUAUCGCAUCCCGAAUGAAUUUGGCUGCGAAUACUGGAACAGGUACUCUUAACAUACAAGGAUCCAACAGGUUGAUCAGUGGCAUGCUUCAGCAAGCUCCACAAAUGGUUGGUAUGCUCGGAAACUCUUAUCCAACUUCUGGUGGAUCAUUAUCUCAGAACCAAGUGCAAGGAGGGAACAGUUCAUUAGGUUCCAUAGGGAUGCUACAUGAUGCCAACUUCAAUGAUAAUUCUCCAUUUGAUCUAAAUGAUUUUCCUCAAUUGAGUGGACGGCCUAGUUCUGCUGGAGGCCCUCAAGGGCAAUUAGGUGCCAUAAGAAAGCAGGGAGUUGGUGUUAGCUCCAUUGUCCAACAAAACCAAGAAUUUAGCAUCCAAAAUGAAGAUUUUCCUGCCUUGCCUGGAUAUAAAGGUAGCAAUGCAGAUUAUUCUACGGAUUUGCACCACAAAGAACAACUUCAUGACAAUGUGCCCGUGAUGCAAGCACAGCACUACCCUAUGGCAAGAUCUGCUGGUCUCAGUUUAGGUGGUAGCUAUCCGUCUAACCGUCAAAUACAACAGCAGAGUACUAAUUUGCCAGCGAACAAUCAAGAUCUUCUUCACUUGCAUGGUUCUGAUCUUUUUCCGUCUUCACAUGGAACAUAUCAUUCUCAGGUUCAAAAUACUGGAUCUCAAAACAUCGGACUGAGACCUCUUAACUCUCCAAAUCCUGCUUCUAAUUUGGGGGCUUAUGAGCAACUUAUUCAGCAAUACCAACAGCCACAAAAUCAAUCUCAACUUCGGAUGCAUCAAAUGUCUGCAGUUACUCAGUCAUAUAGAGAUCAAAGUUUGAAGUCCAUUCAGGGAGUUCAAAACCCUCCUGAUCCGUUUGGCUUGCUGGGUUUGUUGAGUGUGAUAAGGAUGAAUGAUCAGGACCUGGCAUCUCUUGCCUUAGGAAUAGAUCUGACAACUCUAGGAUUGAACUUGAACUCACCUGAUAAUCUUUAUAAGACUUUUGGUUCUCCAUGGUCCAAUGAACCAGCUAAAGGAGAGCCCGAGUUUUCUAUUCCAAACUGUUACUGUGCUGAGCAACCGCCUCCACUAUCAGCAAGACACUUUUCAAAGUUUCAGCUGGAGACACUAUUUUACAUCUUUUACAGCAUGCCAAAGGAUGAAGCUCAAUUGUAUGCUGCUAAUGAAUUAUAUUCUCGAGGGUGGCUUUAUCAUAGGGAUUUGAAAUUGUGGCUCAGAUGUAUGGAGCCCCUUGUCAAGACCCAAAUAUAUGAAAGGGGGUCCUAUCUUUGCUUCGAUCCAAACACAUGGGACACAUUUCGGAAGGAUAAUUUCGUUCUCCAUUAUGAGGCAUUAGAGAAAAGACCAACUCUUUCUUCUACCACCCUCAAUGGUAGAUAAAUUCUCUCCAUGUAAGGUUCUUCAGGACAAUUUGAUCCUUGAAAGGGUAAAAUGCAAAGAAUAUUCUGCUGCACUGACUUGAAUUGUACAUUGCUAUGGGUUGGACAGCGAGUCUUACACCGCGGAAUAGCAAAAUUGUUCGUCUAGGUCGGGAAGCUCGCCCAAAUCAUGUUCUAGAGAGAAGCCAUUGUCAGUUGAUUUGCCUGGUAGUUAAAGUUACAGUAAAUACAAGGUUUCACUGGGUACAAUGGGUUGACACUUUUUUUUGUAACAUUCUUCUACAACUACCUGAUUUUCAGGACUGUAUAUCAUGUUGUUCGUUUUUCUCUUCCAAUAACAUAUGUACAUCAUGUUUUAGUUUUCCGUUGCUUCAUUUACCGUAGUCAUGAGGAUGUUGAGUUUAUGUUCUUUUAAAAUAGAAAAUAGUGCAGUAGCAGAGCUCCUCUCUCUCUCUCUCUC
Ananas comosus (pineapple) is the source of this 2669-nucleotide messenger RNA. RefSeq names its product probable NOT transcription complex subunit VIP2. The transcript has 16 exons. Gene Ontology annotation, cellular component: CCR4-NOT core complex; P-body. Gene Ontology annotation, biological process: nuclear-transcribed mRNA poly(A) tail shortening; regulation of DNA-templated transcription. NCBI's taxonomy places the organism in Eukaryota, Viridiplantae, Streptophyta, Magnoliopsida, Poales, Bromeliaceae. The record is from RefSeq and is a predicted model, not a curated record. The coding region runs from base 246 to 2210 and encodes 654 amino acids.